CUGAGGUAAAUGUGACGACGUCGUUUUCAAGCUGUUUUUUUUUUUUACGUCUUUUAGCGUUUAAAACACUGGCUGAACGAUUAGAUGAGAUGGUUCCUUUCAGUAAGUGGUUCUGUAUCUUAAAAAUUCAACAUACCUUCUUCUGAAGUUCUGAGGUUAUUCAUGUUUAUUCCGUGCUAUUAUUAUUAUUCGUCAAGGGUUCACGUCACGUGUUUGAGGCAGUUACGGGAAAACCGCCAAAAUGUCAAGAGCGUCAAAUAUUUGGUUUCAAAAUUAACAAAUCGCAAAUGAGAGGAGGUCUAUAAAUGUAAGUUUAUGAUCGGUUUUAACUUUAAUUUACAACUUUACACCAGUAGGUUGUGCUGUUGGUACUUACUCGAGGUCACUAAACUUUCAAAUCGUCCUUGUUUGGUUUCUUCACCAUUAACUUUGUUGGUGCAUUCAGAUGGAAAGAGCCCUAUUAAAACUAAAUUAAACAGAAUGUGUGUCACUGGGAAUAACCCAUGACAUGAUGAACGGUUUAUAAUUUUGCUGUAUUAUUGCAAUAACUAACAAUAUAUGGGCUGCAGUACAUAGUUUAUCUCAGAUGUUCAUGCAAUGUGUUCUCCACAAUCUUCCCUCGUUGUUGUGUGGUUUGCAUUGGCAUCGGCCCUAUCUGUGCUCGAAACAUGGAGUGUUUAGGGUGGAUCCCAUCAGCUCUGUUGAAGUGAGACAUGUUCUUCAGUGUGUGUUUGUGUGUUCACAUGCUGCAUUAAUAUAAAGAUCAUUCUGGUGUUUGGAUAUUCAGCGAGGAUGGAGUCAAUGCAUGUUUCACUGAUUCUCAUAGGUAUUUCUGUCUUGUAUCCAAGGACGGGAGCUCUGGAUGAGCACAAACUUGAUGAACCGGUUCUGAUGGGUCCGUCCGUUGCAUUAAACGGUUCGACUGAGGAUUUCUACUGCGAGAUUCCUGAGAUUCUACUGCAAAAUUCCUCGUUGCCUGUCCUCCUAUACGAGCUCUAUGUCGAGUCAAACCCGGGGAAGAUGAUCGGGGAGCACAGCUCUCUGACUGGAGAAAUAGCCACUUUUCCUCUGCUUAUCAACACACAACAUGACGGUCGGCUCAUCUGCAAGGCCAGCGGAUACAACAACACAGAUAUCCAGAGCUCGCUCAGUCAAGGCUUGGAUCUCAAAGUCAUUGUCCCGGUGGGGGGCGUGAGAAUCGCUCCUCGUCCCGCCAGUGAUGCCGUGUGGGAAGGACAAACUUUGACCCUCCGGUGCAGAGAGAGCAGAGGAACGUACGUCUCCUACGAGUGGCUUUGGAACGAAAGGCCGUACGACACGACUGGUGACACCCUGAUCAUACACCGGCUCUCUGUGCAACACACAGGCGAUUAUAAGUGUGUGGCAUCAAACCGAUUCAAUGACACGAUAACCUUCAACUCCAGUGAUGUCAUAUCUGUGCAGGUCAAAGGUAAAAUGGAUAAACAGAUUAAUCAGCGUGUUACACUAUCAUUCACAAAGUACGUGUCGAAGCCUGAGAUCUCCCUCGAGGUGGCGAAGCUUGACGUCGGUUUUAGAGCCGUCGUCACGUGCCGGUCUGUGAAAGGAUCUCCGUUAAUCAACUUUACGACACCUUCGACAGGCCCUAAAGACACUAAUAAGUUCUGAAUUAAUCCAAGGAAG
Molecule: messenger RNA, 1662 nt
Organism: Pimephales promelas (fathead minnow)
Lineage: Eukaryota; Metazoa; Chordata; Actinopteri; Cypriniformes; Leuciscidae
Source: RefSeq, a predicted model, not a curated record